Limulus polyphemus (Atlantic horseshoe crab) is the source of this 2631-nucleotide messenger RNA. RefSeq lists its product as uncharacterized. The record is from RefSeq and is a predicted model, not a curated record. The transcript is spliced from 4 exons. Gene Ontology annotation, biological process: carbohydrate metabolic process. Gene Ontology annotation, molecular function: protein binding; chitin binding; hydrolase activity, acting on carbon-nitrogen (but not peptide) bonds. Gene Ontology annotation, cellular component: extracellular region. Lineage: Eukaryota; Metazoa; Arthropoda; Merostomata; Xiphosura; Limulidae. Bases 106 to 1716 code for a protein of 536 amino acids.
AAGAUAUUCGACUUCUAUUCGCGAGUAGGCCAGUAUAUAAGUCCAUUCGCUGCUUAUUCACCCGUCUCGUUACUUUCUGAGAUGAGUUUCUGAUCGAAGACCAGUAUGGUAUCAAGAACAGCACGUUUUCUGGUUCUGGUGACUUUGCUAAGUAACGUGCUGGGUGUGUCAAUUGUAAAGAGACAAGCGGAAAGUACGAAUUCUGACACCCAGAAUGAUUCCGAUCUAUGUAAGGGUAGAUCUCCCAGCGAGUACUUUCGCCUGACAGCAGCGGAAGACUGUCGAGACGUGGUUCGUUGUUCCGUACAAGGACUGCUGGCACUAAGAUGUCCCACGGGACUGGCAUUUGACAUCGAAAAACAAACCUGUGGGUGGAAGGACCAAGUCAAGAACUGUGAUCAGGUGGAGAAACCUCGUCUGGCCACGCCCCUUCUUUCCACAGAUGAACCAAUCUGCAGUGAAAACCAGUUAGCUUGUGGGAACGGUGAAUGUAUCGAGCGUAAGCUGUUCUGUGACGGAGAACCUCAGUGUACUGAUGGAUCUGACGAAAACGCUUGUACUAAAGAAAAGGAUCCUAACAGAGCGCCUCCUUGCGACCAGAAACAAUGUAUCUUGCCAGACUGUUUCUGUUCUCACGAUGGAACUCUAAUUCCUGGAGGAAAAGAUCCGAACGAAAUUCCUCAGAUGGUCAUGAUUACUUUCGAUGACGCUGUCAAUAUCAACAACAUUGACAUAUAUGAAGAACUGUUCAGAGAAGGUCGGAAUAACCCUAAUGGAUGUUCUAUAAAGGGUACCUUCUUUGUUUCCCAUAAAUACACCAAUUACUCUGCAGUUCAGGAACUUCAUCGCAAGGGGCACGAAAUUGCUUCUCAUUCCAUCACUCACCGAGAUGACGAGACAUACUGGAGCAGUGCCAAUCUUGAAACUUGGGCAAAGGAAAUGGCGGGAAUGAGGUUGAUUAUUGAAAAGUUUGCCAACAUCACAGACAACUCAAUUGUUGGUGUCCGUUCGCCAUACCUGCGCUUGGGCGGUAAUACCCAAUUCCGUAUGCUGGAAGAACAAUCCUUCUUAUAUGACUCAUCCGUUACUGUCCCUCUGUCCAAUCCUCCCCUCUGGCCCUACACCCUUUACUUUAGUAUGCCUCACAAGUGCCACGGUAAUGGGCAGAACUGUCCCACGCGUUCUCAUGCUGUGUGGGAGAUGGUCAUGAAUGAGCUGGACCGUCGUGAGGACCCAAGUUUUGAUGAAAACCUGGCUGGUUGUGCCAUGGUGGACAGCUGCAGCAACUUGAUUACAGGUGAUCAAUUCUACAAUUUUCUCAAUCACAACCUGGAAAGACAUUACACCACCAACCGUGCUCCUCUCGGCUUGUUUUUCCAUGCCGGCUUCCUUAAGCUGAAUCCUGAAUUUUUGGAUGCUCUGAUAAGCUGGAUCGACGAGAUGCUGGACAGAACGGACAUUUACUUUGUCACAAUGACACAAGUUCUUCAAUGGAUGCAAAACCCUGCAGAGCUGAGCCGCAUACGAGAAUUUCCUCCAUGGAAGGAGAAGUGUGAGGUCAAAGGUCAGCCUUAUUGUAGUAUUCCCAACGCUUGCCCACUAACAACUCGUGAACUUCCAGGAGAAACCAUUCGUCUACACACUUGUAUGGAUUGUUCCCAAAACUAUCCAUGGAUCGAAGAUCCCACUGGAGAUUAUUUUUCCUUCAAAAAAUAAAUGAUAUCUAAAAGUUAGAUAAUUUAAUUUUUUAAACAAAUUUGACCAUUUAAAUAUCAUGUUUUAAUCUUCCCCAGCAUGUUUAUUGUUCCAUGUUUCGUCGAUUUGUUUUGCAGAACAUUAUCCUGUGGUUUUUUUUUUUACAGGAUUGUUUAGGUAUACCUUUACACGUAUGUAUGAGGGUAUGUAAUUUGCACAGCUGUCUUUACUGAGCCUCUCAGUCUGGCGAGCUCUGAUCUGAAUGAGAAGUAAAAGUUUCAACCAGUUCCGGCGAACAUUUAGCUUUGACAUUGGACAACUGUGUGACGUGUAACUUGUAUAAACACUUUAGCUACGGAAAUUAAUUGUCAUUGACAAACAUUUGUAGUUUCCCAAACAAAUCUGAAUUUUCUCUCUUUUUGAGCCUUAAUUAAUCUCUAGUAAACAGUGAUUAAAUAGACGACUGCGAGUUAAUUACCUCAAAUGUACAGAAAUGUUGAAAACAUUUAAAAACACAUUGGCUUUAAAUAUUUUUUGUAUCAAAUUAGACGCCUCUUCUGACCAUUUCAGGAAGAAUAGGAAACAAAACUAGUACACGAAAACACCGGAACAUUACCGUUUGUAAAAUAACGUUUAUAAUAAAAUAAAGUGUUUUGUAAUUUUGAAAACUUUUAUGAAUAUAUAUACAGCAUAAAGGCAGAUCAGGAAUUACUGGGCCAACCUUGAAAUUGCAUCGUGAUUUGUAAAGCUAAAUGUUUGUCUGUUCUCGUUGAGGUCGAUGAUAUUGACAAUCUGUUGCCUUUCUGCGCCCUUCGAACAGUUACGUUCGUUAUUCUAAAUGUUGUGAUUAUGUGCCUAUCAGCUUAAACUUCAAGAUCUUAUGUAAUGCUACUGGUUUUAGAAUUUUACACAUUAAAGAGAAAGUUUUUUCAAUCA